Molecule: messenger RNA, 1728 nt
Organism: Mucor velutinosus
Lineage: Eukaryota; Fungi; Mucoromycota; Mucoromycetes; Mucorales; Mucoraceae
Exons: 12
Coding region: 1-1728 (575 amino acids)
Molecular function (GO): zinc ion binding
Source: RefSeq, a predicted model, not a curated record
AUGGAUCAUUUGGUAGCCUCAGAUAGUAACAAGACUAUCUUUUGCGUUGAAUGCAAUGACCAAGAAGCUUCUGUUUUUUGCGAGCAAUGCGAUGAGGAUUUCUGUGAAGUUUGCCAUGGUAUGCUCCAUCGCACGGGCACUCGUAAACUUCACACUGCAAAGCAAUUGAACCCGACACACGCUAGAGGCAGCGAGAAUUCGGCAGGCAAUGCAAACGCAGCAGCAGCCUCCAAUGGAGCCGAAAAGAAUGAGAACGGGAAGGAGGAUACCAUUAUGAAACAAGCAUUGAUGGAAAUGGAUGGCACCAUCAUCAACAGCAGUGGCCCUACUUUUGGUGAUUACAUGACAAAGAGAUCAAAAACAGUGCCAUUACGACUGGAUGCUGAGGAGAGACAAUUUUUGAGAUUACUCGAUGCUGCAUUGAAUGUGUCCGAAUACACUGACAAGAUCGACAUCAUCUCAUACUCCAACAAAGCAAAGAGAAUUGUGGGACAAAUCAAAGAUCUAUGUUGCAUUAUUUCAGGGCUGCUUGUUGCUGGAGACUACAAAACUGGAGCACAGCUGUUUGCAAAGAGCAGUAUUCGAGACAAUGAAGAGAUUUUCCAGCGCAUUUUCGAAGUUGGUAGACGUCAUAAGAUUAUGAAUCCUGAAAAGAUGAGAUCCAACUAUGGUAAACUGAUGUACAUGUUGAUGGAUUCAGUGAUUCCAGAGGUAGAGGAUUAUUUGGGAUUUUCGUGUGUGAUUCCUAUCAAGACAGUGUAUGAUUUCCUCAAGAGCCGUGAAAGCGUGGAUGUACUGCAUGAUGAUAAUAUUGUAUUGGCAACAAGAGAGAUUUCCUCUGAAAUGAAGACUCGUGAGCAAAUUGAUGCUGAAGUGCAACGAAAGCAGUACGCCAUUCAAGCCAUCUGCGAAAAGCAUGCCAAUGACAGCAUCAGCAAGGAAGAGAUUGAGCGCUGUCUACUCUCCAUGUCUGAUAACAAUGCCUUUUUAAAGGCAAACAGAGAUCCUUGCGACAAAAUGCUCAAAUACCUAUCGAAAUACUUUACACCCGCCAAGCACGAUCAUGGUUAUUCGUUGGCUAUCUCAGCAGGCAGACAUGGCCAUCGUUUAACCCAUUCUCAUUCCACUCAAUACACCUACGUGCAUCAAUCAGUGACUCUAUGGCGCGAGAUUAUGAAUGAAAUGUUUUUGCUUUGGAGCAUGGCCGAUGAAGAUUUGAUUUCACCGAGCGCUUAUCGAUUGACCAACACAGGUCAGGGCCUUCAGCGUAUUCAGCCUUGUCCUAACGUCUCUCGUGUAAUUCACAAGAUCUUGAAUCGUGCUCAUAAAAAGUGCGGGUCUUGGGUUGGCAGCAGUGUUGUUCAUUUGGGAGACAAGAACGUACCAAAUUCUUUCAUGUUUAUUGACAAGUACAACCAAGUGUCCCGUAUCUUGACACCUAUUGUAAGCACAUUGGAUAAACUAGAGGCACUUAAGAAUGACCCUGAAGUGGCAGCCUAUGUGACAAACGAGUUUGGAGGCAUUGAACAGUGUAGAAAAGACAUUUUAUACGAUUUCUUCAGACAUGGCUUUGAUGGCUCUGGUGGAGAUAAUUACUUUGACGCUGGUAGUUGUAUAGAUGGUCGACUUACAUCAGCAUGGAACUGGUGCUCAAAUAUUGAGAAGAAAAAGUUCUUUCCAAUCUUUCUAAUGACGGGUUUUGUUGGAUUUGAUGGAACUGAAUGGUAG